Caenorhabditis auriculariae is the source of this 1502-nucleotide messenger RNA. NCBI's taxonomy places the organism in Eukaryota, Metazoa, Nematoda, Chromadorea, Rhabditida, Rhabditidae. The record is from the annotation of a GenBank genome assembly.
AUGUACAAGAAGUCGAACAAAUCACUGGCACCGCUUACGACCCCAACCGUGGCUCUGUCCGGACUUCCAGCGAGCGCUCUUCCCAGUCCGGCUGUCAAAUCUGAUGGUUCGUGCGACGUGUUCGACGAUCUCGUCCCUAUCAGCAAGUCCGCACAGGUAAUUACUACUUAAGAACCCAAAAACCACUAUCGUUUGCAGCCGUCUGCCGCACGACAGCAAGGUGUCGCUCGGGUUGCUGACCUGGUAGAAGAGUCUGCGGCUUCGCCGCCUAACGAGCCUAAAGAAAAAUACGACGACCACGACGACCACGACGAUGACGACAAGGAGCACAACUCACGGGUUUCGCCAUUCAACGUCGUAUCGACUACAUCUUCCACUGCUGCUUCUCCGGUCAGCGAGACGACAACAUCAAAAAGCGUUCGUCAUUGUUGUUGCUUUUUCACCGUUUGACUGCUUCUUUCAGCAGGGCCAUGGUAGCGAAGAUGGCGUGCACACUGCCGACGAAGCUAACAGACAAGCAGAAGCAGCGAACACGUGUAGCACGUUCAAGGCAAGUUUUUUUUGGAAACAUUUCGCGUAUUUCUCUAUCGACGAUUUAGCAACCGGAUUCGCCGAAGCUGACUGAAACCGAACUUUUUCGCGUUGUGCGACAAGAAUUAGAAGAGCAGAGAAAAUUUUCGCGUUGUGCGACAAGAAUUAGAAGAGCAGAGAAAAUUCGAAAUUGCAAAACUAUCCGAUCCGAUUCCUCCAACAGGCACGGCACUCCUGCAACUACAAGCGCUUCGGGCGCUAAUGAAAAAACAUCAAAUGAGUCGAGCAGAUGUCAUUACGGCGUUGGUCAGUGAGAGAAUGGAAAAAAAAAAAUUUCAAUGUGCUGCUGAUUAUAGGAUCGUCUCGACGGCGUCGAAAGACCAGCGGUUUCGCCAACUCAGAUUCCACGCUCGGGGCAGAGAACUAGUCCAUUCACAAUUUUCGACGUCUGUCGUUCCACGACCACCCCAUCCCGAAGUCCUCAACCAAUUUCGUAAGUUUUUUUUAUUUGGCUUAAACUCAGACCGCAAAACCGUGACCCAAAAACUGGCAAACUUUCCAGGCAAACGCGUCAAAUUGACUCCUCUGACCACCCGUUGUAGAGUUGCCAUUGAACAUUUGCCAGUCCUGGUUCUUGUUUUUCAUGGUCGUUCUACCUGCCGAUUCCGACUAGCUUGGGUAGAUUCGGUGAACCCGGCGGCAAUCCAGGCUACACCAUCAUUACGGUAAUUCCCGCACGAAAAUGGUUUCUCAACAACAAAGUUCAGAGUGACUUUUACCGCAAUCAAGUCGAGGAGGAGUAUAGAAGCGAUGAGAUGGCUAAUUUUGUCGCCGAAGGAAGAAGUCCCGUCACGGGAAAACCUGAACAUUACUUGCUAAAAUGCCCGUUAGAAAAUCAUCAGUACAAAAUCGAGCCCCUUUUCCAGCAGAAGAACCCGGCAGCAAAUCCCAAUCGGAAUGCAGUUCCCUAA